Aspergillus wentii DTO 134E9 is the source of this 2153-nucleotide messenger RNA. RefSeq names its product Zn(II)2Cys6 transcription factor. Gene Ontology annotation, biological process: DNA-templated transcription; regulation of DNA-templated transcription. The coding region runs from base 1 to 2082 and encodes 693 amino acids. The transcript is spliced from 7 exons. Lineage: Eukaryota; Fungi; Ascomycota; Eurotiomycetes; Eurotiales; Aspergillaceae. The record is from RefSeq and is a predicted model, not a curated record. Gene Ontology annotation, molecular function: DNA binding; DNA-binding transcription factor activity, RNA polymerase II-specific; zinc ion binding.
AUGUCAUUCACACCUGGAGGCACCGAUUACAGACCCACGGGCCAAGCAGCGGGGGAAGAAGGGGUGGAUGACCAUGGGGUUGUGGUCAAGGAGAGAGUGGCCUGUGAUCGUUGCCGUCAGAGAAAGACCAAGUGUAAUCGCGUUAAUCCGUGCUCACAUUGUACCAAGACGGAGGCGCAGUGUACAUUCACACUGGCACACAAAACCAAAGAAAGGCGGCAACGGGUCCUGAUCUCGAGUGUAUAUGAGAGGAGACUUGAGCAUGUUUCGAACAGAAUUGAGGAGCUCUACGGAGUUAUAGGGCAACUGAGAGAUGAGCGCCGCAAUGAUAGUAGUAGCCUUAUGGCCCCAACUGGAUUACGAACACUAUCAUAUUCAUCACCCCAAGAUGGCAGACUUCGGCCAUCCCACAACGCUCUAGCUCCAGCGGAAGGGAUUGAGUCCGCGUUGUUUGCCCAUGUCAUUUGCGCAGCAAGAGCUCUUGAAACCGCCGUGAUGAAUGACCCGUACUCCAGGGCCGUCGACGACAUAACCUCGGCGUUGAAUACUUUGCAGAGCACCCUCAAUGUCCAAAAGCAGCAAAACGAGACGCUGGAAGGAUCACGUUCAUUUCUAAAGGCGCUGCCUUCUGGUCUUAGUCUCGGGGAUUUGCCUAUCCCUCCCAUGGAUAAAAUCAUGGCAUGCCUCAGGAUCACUCAAGAGAGCUUGCCGAGCGAGAUUUACUGGCCCUUCGAAUUUGGCUCUCUGGGAGACUUCACUCAGUACGUGAUCAGAGCCUGCACACCCGGUCCGAUCAGCGAUAUGGAGCUGAUCAUAGUCCACUACGUCCUUUACUCGCUCUUCACCCAGUGCUCGAUUGGCGCCGAUGACGAAACACUCAGAGAGGACUAUGAUGUGCAAGCUGCAACGUGCAGAGAGAGCCUCGAGACAAUUCUAUCGAAUCUUUCCUUUCACAUCGAUACCAAUAUGGACUCUAUCUGUGCCUUGUACAUGGCAGUGCGAACGGUUUCCACAGCGUGGACGUUUAUUUCAAAAGCGUCCCUUAUGUGCCUGGCCUUGGGGCUGCAUAGCAGUCACGCCAUGGUAACGGAACAAGAAAACGCAGUGCAACGAAAGAUGUGCCUUUUCUGGGCUGUGUAUGCUCUGGAGAAAGCUGUGGCUUUACGGCUCGGCAGGCCAUCGACGAUUAGAGACCAGGAUAUCACCAUCCCACGACUCACUUUGGACCGCGAAAUGGCCUCCCUAGCAUAUAACCGGCUGCCGGACUGGAUCGAUGUCGCUAGCCUCUACGGCCGCUUGUACGAUAGCCUGUAUAGCCCGACUGCUUUGACCCAACCGGGUUCCGUUCGCGUGUCUCGUACCCGUGCACUGGCCUCUGAGCUGGAGCGGAUGAUAGCCGCGAGAACCGGAUACUAUAAUCGGCCAGACCUGUGGAGUAGCCAUGUCCUAGAUCUAAACCUUUCACAGUUCAUGAUACAUGCCAAUAGAGCUAUAGAAUACUCGACCCUGGUGUCCAUAUAUCGAGGAAUCCCAACAGAAAGACCUUCGGGUAUAGUACCAUGUACGCAAUGCAUCACUGCUGCGCGAGUAGCUCUUGAAGAGAGCGAAGCCAGUAUUGCCAUACUUUCCGAUGCAGCAAAAUGGCCGACCGGUCUUCACGAAUGGGUCAACGAGAUUCUUCUCCAAGCGCCGUUUAUCCCUUUCACAUUGCUGGUUUGCAAUGUUGUUGAUACUGCUGACCUGUCGGAUCUGGGGCGCUUGAAGAGAGUGGUUGACGGUUUACAGUCUCUGGCACAAUCACCGCGCUAUGCCAGCUGUAAUAGACAGCUGCGUAUUUUCAAGCCUCUAUAUGAUGUUGCUGCUCGUUAUGUCGAUGUAAAGACAAGCCGGGAAUCAGCGGACGCGAUUAGCAGUCUAUUCACUAAUUCCGACCCCGAUGGCUACCUCGAUCAUGACACUUGGCUAGGGAAUGAAUUCCCCCCUGCCUCGACUUUAUCAUUAUCGAAUAUGUUGUCACUCGAUUUUCUCCAAGCUCCAGCAGUUACAUCAUAUGAUGAGACGGCGGAACAUAGUCAACCAUAGAUAGAUGGAAAGUAAUCAUGUCGGUGUCCUAAUAGAGGAACCUGACAAGUCAUUGUCAAAACAGAAUGAAC